Molecule: messenger RNA, 1455 nt
Organism: Saccostrea echinata
Lineage: Eukaryota; Metazoa; Mollusca; Bivalvia; Ostreida; Ostreidae
Product: vesicle-trafficking protein SEC22a-like
Exons: 7
Coding region: 68-1015 (315 amino acids)
Biological process (GO): endoplasmic reticulum to Golgi vesicle-mediated transport
Source: RefSeq, a predicted model, not a curated record
AAGUUUCAUAGUUUGGAGCCGACACAAUAUUCAUGCUCAAUCCACGGCAGGAAUCACAGCAGUGAAAAUGUCGAUUCAUAACAUACUUAUCAGUAGAACAAACGAUGGUCUCCUGCUUACUGCCAACACAGACACGAGAACGUGUAAUGAUCCCGAGGAACUGAGGCGAAGUUUUAACAAGGCUAAGUUACUGGCAAGGAUUAGUGCGAGAAUUCCUGACCGAGCAACGUAUGUCAUGGAACAAUUUACAAUACACAUGAUAUCUGCCUUGAAUUUGACAUACCUAGUCAUCUGUGACAGUAACUAUUCAAGUGUGUUAGCCUUCGCCUUCUUGGAUGAAGUUCAGAGAGAAUUUCUGCAAAGCAAUGAAAGAGAAUAUGUGGAAUCCGUAACAAGGCCUUAUGCACUCAUUCAGUUUGACACUACAUUACAGAAGAUAAAGCAGAGAUACAACAGUUCUCGGUCCAUGUACAACAAGUUAAACCUAUCACAGCUACAGGAGGAGAUCAGGCUCCGCCCACCUCACAUGAUCACACCAGAGGAGCUCCGCCCAGGGGGAGGGGCUUCAGUCAAUUCUACAGAUUCCACAGAUUCCCAGGCCCACUUCACUCUCGCCAUUCCAAAGCGGUAUGGGAAUUACCUUCCAAUAAAUCUCCUGGUUGUUGUGUCUAUAUGUCUGAAUGGUCUAUGUGCUGUAUUGAAUUUCACCAGAGGAGUGGCAGUCAUUAAUGAGGCCCAUGUAGAGGACUUUUCAAAGGAUCAUUACCAGAAUGCAGCAAGUUUCAUAUUUUGCAGUUUUCUCUUAUUAUUCCAAGUAUAUUUAAUGUGUUAUCCACGUAAACAGAGAAAGCCACUAGCCUGUGCCACACUAGGGAGUGUUUGUUUGUGUCAGCUCUACUUAUGGGAACUUCGGAAUAAUGUACAGAUAUUUUUCCAUGUGACUGUGGCUUGUUAUGGAACGUUUGUGAUAUUUACUAGACCUGUGCAAGAAAAAUUACCACAAUAUACAUUAUAGCAGUUACACAAUCAGUUUUACAAUCUUUUUUCUUUUUUUUUUUGUAUCAGGGUAUUUUGUUUCUAAAGGCAAAUGAAAUUACUGUAAAUUUUUUUUAUUCAUACAGUCAGUGGUCCUUGCAAAUGUGUAUUGCAUUUUAAAGCACUUUGUUUCAUUGAAUCUUAUGCACUAAGAUACAAAUCAGAGUACAUUGUAACAAUCUUUUUUUUUUACAUUUGAUUUCUGCUAUUCAUAAUUGGCAGUAUAAACAAGUUCCGAGCUGAGUAUAAAAACAUCUAGUCACUCAUCUCAUCAUUUUGUUUUCUUGCCUUGUUUUCACCAUGGCAAAUAAAUGAACCAGUUUGUUUGUGAAGAGAGAGAGAAAGAGAACUAUAUAAAUUUUAUUCAAACAGUUUUGUGAAGUUGAAUAUUUUUUUAGAAUAAAAUGAUAAUGCAAAAUA